AUGUCGUCACUAAAAGGAGCACCAAGUCUCAAUCGGCCUCCACAAAAAGGUUUUUCGUACGAUGCCUUUGAUGAUUUUGAGGAUGAGGAUGAUGAUUACAUACCUCCCGUUAGCAAUGAGCUCGAAGAGAAAAAGAAGAAAAAAAAAGAAAAAAAGGAAAAAAGAAAAGAAAAGGAGCGAAAACGAGAAAAGGCUAAAAAAAAAGAGGGGCAACAUACAUCUGAUAGUGGAGGAGGAAUGAGUAAACAUUAUAGUGGAGAUACAACGAGUCAAGCAAGCCCUCGUACUGACAACAGUAAGAGAAAAGAUGAUGAUGAUGAUGAUGAUUAUGACUACGAUUUUGAUGAAGAUAUUGAGGAUAAUAAUGCUAUACAGUACUCAGAUGACUUUGAAGAUGACGUCAUUCCCGAGGUUCCAAGUGUCCCAAGUGCUAAUGUUGUAAAAGAUCAACAACGUCUAAAGGAGGAGCAAGAACGACUUGAUCGUAUUGCGGAAGAAAAACUUCGAGCCGAGCGUGAAAAGCAUGAGGAACAAAUACGACGUUGGCAAGCAGAGCAAGAACGAUCUGAGAAGGAGAUGCAACGACAACAAGAACAACUCCGUCUACAAAUGGAAGAAUUAAAGCGUGCUCAGGAAGAAAAGAUGAAGGAAAUGGAGGCAGCAGCAGCAGCGGCGGCAGCAAAAGCAGCAGCAACAGCAGCAACGACAACAAAGGGAAUGAAGAGUGGUGAUGAUCAUGCGAAUAUGGCGGGUUCUCUGGUGGGUGAAGACCCGGAGGAGGGCCAACGUGGGGCGCUUUCUGGGGCUCAGCGUCGUCGUCUGCGUGAGCGAGAGCACGCCCUGCACCUGCGCCGGCUGGAGCAAGAAGAGGCGGCGCGUGGACUCUUCCAGCGGCUCGCGCAGGACGUGCGGGAUGUCUUCCACGAGCUGAACCUCUCCGUUGUCGCGGCGGAGAAGGAGCGGCUGCUGCGGGACGAGCGCUACCGGCGGGGGCGGGAGGAACGGGACCGCCGCGAGGAGGCGGAGCGGGCGGAGCGCCUCGAAAAGGAGGCACGCGAGCGGGAGACGCGGGAGGCGCAGUUUUGGACCGCGAUGGACGAACGCGAGAGGCGCUGGCAGGCAGCCGUCGAGGCGCGGGCCGCGAAGGACGACGAGGAGCGCGAGGGACGAUGGCGCCGGGAGCGCGAAGAUCGAGAGGCUCGACAACGCGCAGACGCAGAGGCCCGCGCAGAGACGGAGCGACACGAGCGGGAACGCCGACUGCGCGAUGAUACGCACGAACGUGAACGGGACCGUGCUGUACAGCAGGCACAGUUAGAGGAUGCACGACGGCAGUAUGAAGCACAGUUAGAAGAGGCUCGACGACAGUUUGAGUUUGACCGUGCGCACGCAGCUGAAAUGCAUCGUAUGGAAAUGGAAGCCAUAGAAAAACGACACGCGGAAUCAUUGGGACAAAAUGAUAGGGUUCAUAUGCAGCAAAUAGCAUUAUUAGAGACACAUACAGGGAAUGCUUCAAAGCUUGAAAAACUCAUUGCACAGAUGCAUGAGGAUAUGGAAGCUACUAAAAAAAUGAACGUAACGCUCACAGAGGAGCGUCUUGCUUUGCUACGACAAAAGGAACAUUUGAUUGAUGAACAAAAGGCUCUUGUGGAUUCUGUACUAGAAGAACUCAAGUAUACCAAAGAAGAAUUAGAAAAGGAGCGAGCACGUGUUGCUUCUUUAUAUGCAAAGUUUGAUAUUUCACUUUCAAAUUUUACUAAAGAAGCGGCAGAAGAACGUCGACGUUCGCAAGAAUCUCAAGCACACUAUGAAACACUUCGACAACAACUUGAAAAGGAUCGAAAAAUGAUGCUUUUUGAGAUUGCUCAAGAACGUAAGGUUUUUGAACAACAAUAUGAAGAUUUCAUGGGAAAAAAAUUACAAGCUAUGGCAGAAUUACAGGAAGAAAGGAUGUCGAUUGCUAGAGAACGUACAGAAGCUGCCAUGUUACGAGAGCGUCGUAACAAUGAUGAAGCUGAUGUACUUAAAUCGCUUCGAGCUCACGAGGAGGCUUACGCAGCGAAGGUAGAAGGAAUUGAAGAAGAUCGAAUAGCUAUUAGUAACAUGAAAAUUGAGCAAAAACGUAUGUGUGAUGAGAUUACGAAAGAACGUGAAGCUUUACGAAGAGAGCGUGAAGCCUUUGAGGCGGAAAAGGGUGAUCUUCUCCGUCGCUUUGAGGAGGUACAACUUCGGGCAGUAGAGGCGAGUGCCGCACAGGAACGUAUCCGUCAUGAACUUGAGCUGCAGAACGCCGAGAAGGCCAAAAUACGUGCCGAGACAGCUGCCAGACGUGUACAGGUACACACGGAUCCUGUAGCUGUUGCAGGUGUGGCCUCACGACUGCAGAUUGAUCUCUCACGUCAGCGUGCUAUUCUGAAACGUUUGGGUCAUACAUAA
This is a messenger RNA of Trypanosoma theileri, 2436 nucleotides long. RefSeq names its product trichohyalin. The transcript has a single exon. Bases 1 to 2436 code for a protein of 811 amino acids. The record is from RefSeq and is a predicted model, not a curated record. Lineage: Eukaryota; Euglenozoa; Kinetoplastea; Trypanosomatida; Trypanosomatidae.